AUGUCGCCACCUCCAAUCAAGCACAAGGCCCUUCUCAACGUCGAUCUAGGCGAAGCAUACGGUAAUUUCAAGUGCGGACCUGACGAUGAGAUUAUUCCACUUAUUGAUCACGCCAACAUUGCAUGUGGGGUGAGUUUCCCAUUCCACGCGGGCGACCCCCUGAUAAUGCUAGAGACGGUCCGCGCCUGUAAGAAGCACAACAUCAAAGCGGGUGCCCACCCCGGUCUCCCAGACAUUCAGGGCUUCGGCCGGCGCGAGAUUCAACUUGAACUGGAAGAAUUCACCGCCAUCACCACCUAUCAAGUUGGCGCCUUGAAAGGCUUCCUCGACGCUGAAGGCGUGCCUCUACACCACGUGAAGCCGCACGGAAAGCUCUAUGGCAUGAUGUGCCGCGACUACGAGAUCGCGAAAGCCGUCAUGCUGGGCAUCCCAAAAGGCGUCCCCGUCUUCGGCCUCGCAGGGACGAACAUGGAGAAAGCCGCCAAUGAUUUGGGCAUUCCGUUCUGGGCCGAGUUCUAUGGGGAUGUAAAGUACAACAAAGAUGGAUCGCUGGUGAUUGACAAGAAGAAGAAGCCUUGGAAUCUCGAGGACGUGAGAAAGCAUGUCAGCGAUCAGCUCAACACGCAGUCAGUGAUUGCAGUGGACGGAUCAAGAGUCGAGCUGCCGGUCAAAGAGUAUCCGAUAUCAAUCUGCUGUCAUUCGGAUUCGCCCGGGUGCAUGGAUAUCAUCAGGACUACGAAGGAGAUUAUUGACAAGUUCAAUACUGAGCAUGGGAGAUAG
Molecule: messenger RNA, 780 nt
Organism: Cyphellophora europaea CBS 101466
Lineage: Eukaryota; Fungi; Ascomycota; Eurotiomycetes; Chaetothyriales; Cyphellophoraceae
Product: lactam utilization protein lamB
Exons: 2
Coding region: 1-780 (259 amino acids)
Biological process (GO): carbohydrate metabolic process
Source: RefSeq, a predicted model, not a curated record